Suillus clintonianus is the source of this 884-nucleotide messenger RNA. RefSeq lists its product as uncharacterized. The coding region runs from base 131 to 772 and encodes 213 amino acids. The record is from RefSeq and is a predicted model, not a curated record. Lineage: Eukaryota; Fungi; Basidiomycota; Agaricomycetes; Boletales; Suillaceae. The transcript has a single exon.
UAGUCCUGCAUUUCACGGUCAUCGGGAGGUGAACCACUCGGUCUUCAUUGCUACGAGUCGCACUUCCAUUCUCAUUCUUCACGACUGCACUUCAGCAGCAACCUGAUUACCCAAGUGCGCGAGAUUGAACAUGGACGUCAUUAGACGUCCAGCAAAUGAGGGUUCACCCUGCAGGAUCGUCUUUUGUCAUGGAGCUGUUUGCGAGAACUGUGUGCCUGGGAAGUGGGACGAGCCGAUGAGCACGCAGGUGUGGUCUGAUUAUCUAAGUGCGGAGGGGGUUACGUGGGACGACGCGCCUGCGGAUGCUGAGACGCAGCGGAGGGAGCUGGGUGAAGAUAAGGAGCAGGAGCAGCCGAUUAUAUGCAAUGCGCAUGGGAUUAUUUGCAAGAAGGGGAUUUGCAGGGAGUAUGCUAAGCAGGUGAGGGAUGCGGAUAGGGCACAGAAUCAUGUGGGUGGGGAUACUAAGAAGGGGAAAGGCAGGGGGAAGGGGAGGGAAUUUGGAAGAGGCGGUGGGGAACGUGGAGGAGGUUCUGAGCGCGGUGGCGGUGGCGCUCCUGAUAGUGCUUUCCGAGGUCGCGGUGCGGCUGUGAAGUCGAACUGGCGGGCGAUCGUGUCUGCUGCUGCUAUCGAGCGCCAGGAGAGCAUCAACGACGCGGAAUCUGUUGCUGUUGAGACUCCGAAUGCGUGGGGGACUCGGAAUACGUCGAAUUUUGGGUGGGGUGCUGGUGGAGAGGAACCUGAGGAGGGUGGAGGCGCAGCCUGCGGACGAUGAUGAUGGCUGGGGGAAAUCUGAGGCUAGCUUUGAUCCUUGGAAGCUAAACCUAAGGUUCAGCAGAGGCCGCAGUUGCAGUGGAAGCCUCAGCCUCAGCCGCAGGCCCAGUGGA